AUGGGCCACUUGACUUGCUUUGGAUUUCCUUCCUUUCUCUCUCAGGUUUUUGUUUUAGGAUGGCAAUUUGGCAAUGUCCUGCUCCUUCAACCUCCCUUCUUUUCUUUUGUCUGUAGUAAGGUGGAGAACAAAAAAAAAUUCCUCUCAUUUACCUUCCAUCAGAUCUUCAAAUUUGUUUGUUUUAAUCCCAAAAUUUGUCACAAACCUUGAAUCUCACCUCUGAAUCACUCAAUCACUCUAAAGUCCUAAACCACCUUAUUUUGCUGAAAAAUCGGAAUUAGCAUAAUUGGAUUUCUAGGCUUUGAAGAACAAGGAAAGAGAUUGUGAUUGAAGAAAUUGAUAUGAGAUUUGAUGAUAAUAUAAGUUGCAUGUUUCCAGUGCAGAGUAUUGGUUCCAGUAUUUUGUUUGUUACUUGAUUAAUUGCUACCUGUUUUGGUUUCUCUGGUUUUUCUAUUUUUUUUAUUUACAGAAAAUAAAGAUUCCAUGACUGAUUUCGUGACUGAUUUACAGACGUUAAUCCUAUUAACGUUUGGAUUUCAGUCCAUUUAUCCACCUUAAAUUUUAUUUCAGCUUCUUACCAAACGCUCUUAUUCAUUUAAGGUGACUUAAAUUAUCAGCACCUAAUCAUUUAAGUUGACUGAAAGUGAUCGCCAAACAGACCCGAAGUCUCUAUCAUAGUAAAAUCUCACAUUGUUGAAGUCUCUAUGUUAAAAAAGAAAAUUAUUUUAAUUGAUGAUAUUAAUUAGUUUUGUGUAAUUUAAUGUUGAAUUUAUUAUUGCGGCAAAAUAAUUAUUUGUUUGAUUAGUUUAUUAAUUAUUUGAUUAUAUGUUAAUUUAAAUGGGUUACAAAGUGUGAAAGAGGGACGGGGAGAAAUAUAUAAAAGGUAGUUCGGUCAUUUAAUAGGGCGAUAAUAUAUAGAAAUGAGUAAUAUAAAUAGGGGUUUAAUAAGCCCUAAUUUAUAUGACGUGGUCUCGUGAAUGUAGAUUUUGAACAACUCGAGAAAUAGUGGAAUAUCAAAAGAUGGUCAACAUUUUAUUUUAAUUUUUUUUAUCUUCUCGGCAAUUGAAACAUCCUUGGAAGUUGGAAAUUCCUUUAAUUUGGACUUUGGAGGAAAACUUAAUAGUCAGCUUUUAAAUGGCGAUUGGCGAGUACUUUCAAAAUGCAAACUGUUUAUUUUCAUAAAUAUCGAAGAUUAAAACUUAGUCUCAGCAAUUCAGUGACAACAAAAAAUUAGAAAUUUGUUUGCUUAUUAAAAAUGUGUGAAAUCUUGUCAAACUUAUGGAGGUGGUUAUGUCUAAUGCCAAAAAAUGAAACACCAACAUCAGAUGAUGAUGACCCCAAUUACAAAACAUUUCCUCAUGUCAAGAAGCAAAUAGAAAGCGACUCCAUCGACAUAUCGGAUCAUCAUGUUGAGCCCAUCUCAUUCUCAUCGGGUUCGACCAAUACCGAAGAUAAUAUCCACACUUCAACCUCUCACAUUGUCGUUGAUUUGAGUAGUGGGUGUGCUGAAGAUGCUAAGACGACAAAUGCUAAAGGAAAAGAACAACCAGUCAUAGAUAUCGAUUGUGGUUACCAAGAACUGAUACCAGAAGUAGUCUUUGAAGAAAUCGUUACUCCUUUGAUUAGUGUUAGGAGAAUAGGGCCAUACACCAGCGCUCAAAGGAUACUGCUCGUAGGCGAAGGCGAUUUCUCUUUCUCCGCUUCUUUGGCCGUCGCAUUUGGUGCUUCUGCUGCCAACAUUACCGCCACUUCUCUCAACACCAAGAAAUAUUUAAUAAAAAACUACGGCCAAUUCUUCACCAACAAGGCUGAGCUCGAGACUCGAUGUAGCACGGUGCUUCAUGGUGUUGACGUUACGAAAAUGUUGAGACAUCCUGUCCUAGGAAGCAUGGUGUUCGAUCGUAUCAUUUUCAAUUUUCCACAUGCUUUGAAUUGUGUUGCAACUUAUACUAAACCGCUUCCACAUCAAAAGCUGAUCAGAGAAUUUUUACUAAACGCAAAGGAGAUGAUCGGAGAAGGCGGUGAAAUACACAUCACCUCCAAGUCAAAUGGUGUUUAUCUUGAGUGGGAUAUACCAAAGAUAGGAAGUGUUAUCGGGAUAAAGCUAAUUCAACAAGUUAAGUUUAAACGUAGCAAGUAUCCUGGAUAUAGCCCUAAGUAUGCUUGCGACGAUGAAGAUUUCGACUGUAAUCCCAGCAAAACAUACAAGUUUGGCAAGGUUACGUUGUUUAGAUGAAAUUUACAAUCACACUCUCCUUUUCCAUUCCUCAUUAAUCCAUGUAGUAGACCUACGUACUGUUAUGAGCAUGUAUGGAACAUGAGUAUGUUCUUGAAUUUGGUUGCGUAAUUAUUGCGUACUUAAGGUUUUUUUUUACGGAUUUUUCAUGAAA
Spinacia oleracea (spinach) is the source of this 2390-nucleotide messenger RNA. RefSeq lists its product as uncharacterized. The record is from RefSeq and is a predicted model, not a curated record. Gene Ontology annotation, biological process: rRNA base methylation. The transcript has 3 exons. Gene Ontology annotation, cellular component: cytoplasm. The coding region runs from base 1256 to 2236 and encodes 326 amino acids. Gene Ontology annotation, molecular function: rRNA (uridine-N3-)-methyltransferase activity. NCBI's taxonomy places the organism in Eukaryota, Viridiplantae, Streptophyta, Magnoliopsida, Caryophyllales, Amaranthaceae.